AUGACAUUGCGCUCGCUUCGGCCUAGCACCGGUCGAUCCGACCGACCUGCUCAACAGCACCGACGCGCCUGCCGAGAAAUUCCCAGUCCGCACGCGCUGUUCGGGAAUGCUCUGUCAUCUUUCGAUGCAGCUCAACCGAGAUCUCGCCGUGGUCCGCCAGCCGCCACUCAGUGCAGCUACGCCACCCCGCCUUUGCAUUUUGAGCGACCAGCGUUUGUUCGCAUGCAUCUGCCUCGCCUGCACCUACAGCCCGAGCUCUUCGCCUGCACCCGCUUGCUCGUGAUCUCGUCGGCUCGCGGCGACGGCGAAAGCACCGCAGUGUGGGUUGCCCUCCAACGCUGCCUCUUGCUCGCGUCAUUGAAGCAGAAUUCGAGGGGCUACCUAGCAGCCAAAGCAGCCGACCGGCUGGCCCGAGUUUCAGGCAACAAGCUAGAUGGUCGCGACGAGCAGAGGCCGCGGCCAAACAGGUUCCAGCUGAUGUUGGAGAAAAGCCUUCUUUCAAACCCAGGCCUCGAAUUCACUGCACGCGGUCUUCUCGCCCCGCAUCAGGCGCUGCCGAUGGGUCCCGUCGGCCUUGUCUCACCCGCCAAGAAUGUAAGCGCUGCUGCUUUCCUGCACGGCAACAAGGAUGGACGUCGCAAAGUGCUUCAUCAGCCACGGGACGCAGCCGAGCUCGGCUGCGGCUCAUCUCGCAGCGCGAUCCACAAAAACGAGGCCUCGCUUUCGCCAUGCUAA
This is a messenger RNA of Moesziomyces antarcticus, 735 nucleotides long. RefSeq lists its product as uncharacterized. The transcript is spliced from 3 exons. Lineage: Eukaryota; Fungi; Basidiomycota; Ustilaginomycetes; Ustilaginales; Ustilaginaceae. Bases 1 to 735 code for a protein of 244 amino acids. The record is from RefSeq and is a predicted model, not a curated record.